Molecule: messenger RNA, 3912 nt
Organism: Epinephelus lanceolatus (giant grouper)
Lineage: Eukaryota; Metazoa; Chordata; Actinopteri; Perciformes; Serranidae
Source: RefSeq, a predicted model, not a curated record
UGGUUGAACCAUAAACGGGCGGUGUUGUCACAGCGUCUGCCAUUUUGAUUAGAAGAUCCUUGCGCGCAAUAGAUGGUGUUAGCUGGCUCUACAGGAGAUAUCGUAGUAUUUUUAAUCAGCGCUACAUUCUUGUAGGCAAAAUGCUUUCAGCAGCCCAGUUACUCGACGAGUUAAUGGGCCGAGAUAGAAACUUGGCCCCGGACGAGAAGCGGUCCAACGUACGCUGGGACGAUGAGAGCGUCUGUCGAUAUUAUCUGUGUGGCUUCUGUCCAGCUGAGCUGUUCACAAACACCCGCUCUGACUUGGGCCCUUGUGAGAAAAUCCAUGAUGAAAAUCUUAGAAUAACGUAUGAGAAAAGCUCCCGGUUCAUGAAGGAGGGUUACGAGCGAGACUUCCUGCGGUAUUUGCAGUCACUCCUGGCAGAGGUGGAACGGAGGAUUCGCAGAGGGCAUGCCCGGCUGGCACUUUCCCAGGCUCAGCAGAAUGCAGGGGGUCCUGGUCCAUCAGGGAAGAAUGAGGAGAAGGUCCAGGUUCUAACAGAGAAGAUUGAAGACCUAGUUGUACAGAUUGAGGAGCUGGGGUCGGAGGGCAGAGUGGAGGAGGCCCAGGGAAUGAUGAAGCUGGUGGAGCAGCUGAAGGAGGAGAGGGAGCUGCUCAGCUCCACCCCCUCAACCAUCGAGAGCUUUGCAGCCCAGGAGAAACAGAUGGAGGUGUGUGAGGUGUGUGGGGCCUUCCUCAUUGUGGGUGACGCACAGUCCAGGGUGGACGACCACUUGAUGGGCAAGCAACACAUGGGCUACGCCAAGAUCAAAUCCACUGUAGAGGAGCUCAAGGAGAAACUACGUCGUCGCUCGGAGGAGCCCCAAGGUGAAAGCCCAGCGCUAAAGAGGGACAGAGAAGACCGUGAGCGUGAGAGGGAGGAAAGAGAGAAAAAGCGCAAAGAGGAGGAAGAGAAGGAGAAGGAGCGGGAGAAGGAGCGUGAAAAGGAGAGGGAGCGCGAGAGAGAACGGGAGCGCGAGAGGGAGAGAGACAGAGACAGAGAACGGGACAGAGACAGAGAUAGAGACAGAGACAGGGACAGAGACCGGGACCGGAGAUCACGGCGAAGCCACUCCAACAGCCGCCACUCCAGUCGCGCAUCGGACAGGAAAAGGAGCCGAUCCCGAGAUCGCCGGAGGUCUCGGAGCAGAGACAAGGACAGAGAGAGGGAACGCAAACGCAGCAGGAGCCGGGACAGGGAUAGGGAAAGGGACAGAGACAGGGACAGGAGGCGCAGCCGUGAUCGCUCUGACAGAAAGCGUCGGUCCCGCAGUCGCGACAGGAGGAGGUCGCGCAGCUCAGACCGCAAAUCUCACCGCCAUCGCAGCCGCAGCAAGGACAGGGACAGAGAGGAGAAGAGAGACAAGGAUGGAGAGCGGUCAUCAAAAGACAAAGACCGUAAGGGGACGGAGGAAAGGAGCAGCUCUAAGAAAGACAAGCACUCUGACGGCGACGCAGCUGCCAUCAAGGCUUCGUCCGAAGCGGAACCGAUGGAGACUGAGGCGGCUGCCUCUGCCUCUCCUCUGCUUAACGGCCAGCAAGAGCUCCUCCAUUCUGAAGGUGACACUCAGUCCAAUUAAAACUGAUCUGAUAGGACCUCAGAUCAGGCUCAGGUAAGUGCGUCCUCCUCCUCGCUACCCCCUGGCUCUCAACCCAACCCCUCCACCCUCCCACGCCCCCACCUCUCCCAUCUCCCUUACCCACCCUCUCACCCUGCCUCUCCCACCCUGUUUACAUUCAGCUCAAUGCCUAUGAUUUUGUCUUAUGUACUAUGUGCAUAUAUCUUUAUCCUGUUUUUGAAUAGUGCAUCAUAAGUAUGCACUGAAGAUGAAGGACUAGGCCCGAUGAAUGAGAAGAAGGUAGAAAUCAUUCACACAAAGCCAAGAGGGAAAGGCCAGUGUAGCCCUGAGCAAACAUGCCCGGAGGUACCCCUCGUUUUGUAUCGGUUUUUGAUCCUUAAAGAUGUAUAUUUGUCUUUGUGGACAAAAUGGCAGAAAAAAAUAUUAACUAGUCCAAUCAAAUUUUCCUGCCUGUAUUUACCUGUUUUUGUUUAUUUUUGUUUUGUUUUUUUACUUUGAAGUAGAAAAAUGUAGUUGUUUUGAUUUGCUGAAAUAUUGCACUCCAUAUAGGAAGACAUAUCAGCCUCUGUACUUUCAGCUAUCGUCAAAGGUGUAUGUGGAAAAAUAAGCCAUUCAUUUUGCCGUAAUCAUGACUCAAAUGCCAUGGAUUUUGUUGUCCAGCUUACUGUGCCUGAUAAUGCCAUGCAGUGUGUGUUUGGGGGGUGUCAUAGCACCGGGGGCCUUACGUAACCAACUAACUGGAGGGUAGGGUUUAUCAAAUGAAUUGCAGCUGACUUCCAUACCUCACACAGCGUUGGUGUUGUGAGCGAGACCACAUGAGAAAAGGGCAAAUUAAAAAUCAUGGAUACUCUCUGACUGUCAAACUGUGCAGGUACUCACCCCAGGUACUCCUUUCUCUACCCACAUCCAUUUUCUGAAUGCUGUUGCCUGUCAGAAAAACAAUUCUGUACUUAUCCAGAACUUGAACUUUGAAAGCUUGAAUGUGUAUAUUUUUUAUUGGGUUUCUUUGUUUUUUCCUAUUUGCUAACUUUGUUUGGGGAAAAGGUCACUUCAUAGAAAUGUCAGAAAGAGACAUUUUUUAAAUGCUGAGAUGCACAGACGGGCUGCUUGAUAGACCCUAUGCCAACUGCUACAAAUGUGUAUAUUUUCCUGUUGCUAAGGACUAAAGUUUUGUUAGGAUAUAAGGAUGCUGUUUGCAUCCUUAAUUGGUCAUAGAAUCUGAUAUAAAAAAUUAAGCACACUUUUGCUUUGGCAUAAGGAAUAUCAAACAGUUUUGUCACUGUUUUUAAAACAUUAACGUGGUGAUUAAACCUUUUUUUUUAGAUUAAUCAUAAGUGCAAACGUCUGAUCAAAAUCAUACAGUUAAAGAUAAAUGAGCAAAUAUUUACAAAACACAACAUUCUGGCCAAAUUCUACUAUUGUGCUAGUCUAUGGUUAGUAUUUGUGCAUUAUUAGCAGUGUCUCUUGUUUAUCAUCUACACUUUCCUCUUUGGCUAAAUCGAGGGAUAUAUUUGAGUAUUAACGUAGAUGGUAUUAUUGCUCAGGUAGCAGCAGCUGCUGCUACAAGCAUGAGUCGUGGGACCUUUGCUAACAUUGCAUUUUGUGAACAUUUUUGCUCAACAGGGGAAGCUGGGAUAUCUGGUGGAGGAAGAAAUGGAAGAGCGCACCCAUCCUUUCCCUGAACCUGACACUACGCUGCUUAAAAACAAGGUGAACCACAAAUGUGUAGUGGCUUAUUUAAAAACAUGAACAUACAUGUGUAAAUGAGGAGAGAGGGGGGAAAAAUACAUUUGAUUUCCAUGUUCCAUCACCUGUCUUAUCUUUUGGCUGGAUGAGGGUAGUUGUGGUUCAUCUGAUGUAUUUCUUGGUCUAGAUGUCAGACAGGCAUCACUCUGAAAACCAAACUUACAGAAGUUCAUUAUGGGUUUUUGUGUUCUUACUUUGAGAAUCUUUACACAUCCUCCUUGUUUCUUGGCAUUUAGUGCAAAUUUAAUAAAAAAAAAUAAAAUAAAAAAACAGUGCUUGUGGUUUGUUUUGGUUUGUCAGGUUCCACUUCACUCCUUGACCUUUUUAAAAAGUCAGUUGAAAGCGUAUGUACAAUGUUAGUCCCAUGGCAGGGCGUGUCUCUUUUCUCCUCCACUUAGAGCUCACAUUGAUUGCUCUUGUCCCCUUACUGUAAAAUAUACUGAUUUUAAUUAUGAUCAAAAGAUUUUGAAGACUGAAGAUUUGUUUAAUUUUGCUCUGCUUUUAUUGUCUUUGUUGUCUCGAUGAAUAAAGAGUAAAAACUUGUCAA